This is a messenger RNA of Punica granatum (pomegranate), 1633 nucleotides long. Lineage: Eukaryota; Viridiplantae; Streptophyta; Magnoliopsida; Myrtales; Lythraceae. The record is from RefSeq and is a predicted model, not a curated record.
UCACAUUAUCUAAUUUCCACCUCUAUAAAUAACUGUCACGUUUUCAUCCCAUGCACAAGAUCAUAUAUACUUACGCUAUAUAUCGUCACAAAUCAGAGAAAAACAAUCAAAUUCUCUAGCUCCCACUUUUCAAACCAAAGAUGAUGAUCGAAGUGCAAUCUAUUGACACCAUCAAGCCAUCGUCUCCGACUCCCAACCACCUGCCCCACCAUGAGCUCUCCUUUCUCGACCAGAUAUCGCCGCCGAUUUUCAUGCCCCUCAUCCUCUUUUUCCUGAAGGAUGAUCUCAUCAGCAACACUGAGAGGUGCGAAACGAUCAAGCUAGCGUUGUCUGAGGCCCUGACACGAUUCUACCCUCUUGCUGGGCGCGUCAAGGAAAACAGGUUCGUUGACUGCAAUGAUGAGGGCGCUCACUAUGUGGAAGCCAGGGUUAGAUGCCGGCUCUCCGACAUCCUCGAGAACCCUAACCCACAACUGAUGAACAAGCUCUUGCCCGUCAAGCUCCAUGUUGUGAGCGAGCUGGGCAUGGUCGUGCAGGUUAACCUGUUUGAUUGCGGUGGGCUAGGGAUUAGCUUGUGCUUAUCCCACAAGAUCGCGGAUGCCCUAUCAUUCUUCACGUUCCUCAACAGUUGGGCAGCCAUAGCUCGGGGUGACGCCUACAUAAUAAGUCCUUGCUUCGACUCAGCUUCUCUCUUCCCACCAAUCAGCAUAUCCGGGUACCCAGGAAACUCGGGGAUCACAACUGGAAUCAUCACCAGGAGGUUUGUGUUUGAAGCUGCCUCUAUUGCCGGUCUCCAGGCCAAGUACACCAACAAUGAUAGCCGGGACAGGGGACCGACCAGGGUCGAGGCCCUGUCAGCUUUCAUUUGGAGCCGAUAUGUGGCAAGCACAGGGAAAGGGUCAGGAGACACGACCGAGAAUAAGAUCUACACACUGCUUCACGCAGUGAACUUACGUACAAGGAUGGAGCCGCCUCUGUCGGAGCGUAACUUCGGUAACAUUAGCAGGAUUGCCAUCACGAUUCCAAGCACGGAUGCAAUUGAAGGAGGGCGGCUGCAUGAGAUCGUGAACCAGGUGAGGGAGGCGAUAAGGCAAGUGGACGCGGAGUACGUGAGGAAACUCCAACAGGGAGACGGGCAUUUGAACUUCUUAAAGGAGAGGUACGCGAAGGUCUCGAAGGGCGAAGUCAUCCCAUUCAGCUGCACGAGCCUGUGCCGGUUCCCUAUGUACGAGGCUGACUUCGGGUGGGGGAAGCCAGCGUGGGUUGCAUCAGCGACCCUGCCAUUCAAGAACGUGGUCGUGUUUCUCGACACCAAGUCGGGGGACGGGAUCGAGGCUUGGUGUAACUUUAAGGAGGAGGACAUGGCUUGCUUUGAAAAGGAUGAGGAGCUCCUCUCUUAUGUUUCUCCAAAUUCAAGCGUCCAAAUUUGAUUGUUCUGAGAUCAAAUUAAUUAAGGUGUGUUGUAUAUCCCAAAAAGUUAAGGGUGUGUCUCAUAUAUAUAUAUAUAUAUGUAUAUCAAAUGUUGAAAACAUAUAUAUGAUUUCUGUUAAUACAAGCUAAGUUUGGUCCCUUUGUUUAUUAUGCAGACAUGCAAAAUUUGCCGGUUGAGAUUAAUUUACUCAUCUUAUCCUAA